Messenger RNA from Acanthaster planci (crown-of-thorns starfish), 1677 nucleotides. Its product is annotated as protein O-mannose kinase-like. Gene Ontology annotation, molecular function: protein kinase activity; carbohydrate kinase activity; ATP binding. Gene Ontology annotation, cellular component: endoplasmic reticulum membrane. Gene Ontology annotation, biological process: protein phosphorylation; carbohydrate phosphorylation; protein O-linked glycosylation. The record is from RefSeq and is a predicted model, not a curated record. Lineage: Eukaryota; Metazoa; Echinodermata; Asteroidea; Valvatida; Acanthasteridae.
ACUUUCUCUCUGACCACGGCACUACUACAACAGUGAAAUAAAUGUUGCAGAACAACUAUGCCUUCUUCAAUCCCAUUGCACAGUCAUGAGGCAGUGGUGCUAUCUUGGACAGCUUAUAAGUAAACAAGGUUAAUCUUUGCUUCCAACAGAGAAUGAAAUCAUUAUGGCCAUAUGCCAUCUCCUGUGUUCUGCUCGCCACCGGACUAACUACUCAAUACAUCUGGAGUGGCAAGUUUGUCUCUACUGAGGAUGAGGACCACUCUGAGAUGUCCUUACCUGACACACAAUGUCAUCAGUGCGAGACUGAGGACAUGUGCGUCACCGCAGAGGUUGGUUCCAUGAAGGGUGCGAGGAGUUGCCGGGAAGAUGGAAAACACCGUCCCUAUCUUAGCUGCCAGGAGAUUGAGGAGGUUGAAUUGGAGAGGAAGAUAGGGGAGGGGGCUGUCAAAGAGGUUCAUCUGGCACGAUGGCGAGGAUUGAGAGUUGCAUACUCCUCCCUGAUCCAUCCCCAACAUCUUGAAGACUUUCUCCAUGGUGCUGAGAUGCUGCGAGCACUGCAGCCUCAUGACUUAGUCAUCCGGCUCAUUGGUCUCUGUCUCCAUGGCGACAGGCCAGUCAUUGUAACCGAGUAUCACCAACUUGGAUCCGCUGACAGAAUCAACGAUAUACUCUCUCAAGAAAACCUCUCCGACAGGAACACGGUUCGUACAAGAUUCCAGUUGUGCCUGGAUUACGCGCAGAUUCUUUCCUUGUUGCAUUCCGGUCCCGCCGGCACGCGCAUCAUGUGCGACAGCAAUGAUGUUGGCAAGACCCUGUCCCAGUUCUUGGUCACCGAUGACCUGCGGCUGGUCAUCAACGAUUUGGAUGCUCUGCCUCUGGUAGAUCGAGCCAGGGGUAAGCUUACUAAAUGUGGCCACAGACAGCUCUGGGGGGAUUUCGUUGCUCCAGAGCAACUCUGGCCAUUUGACGAGCGUGAGUUCCGAGAUGCAGACAUGCCACUGUACGACGAGAAAACCGACAUAUGGAAAGUCCCGGAUGUAACUGACACCCUCCUGGGAAAUGUUCCACACGGGGACAUCAUCAGGUUACAUUUAUUCAAAAUCCAUAGACAGUGCAAGGAGUUGAAUCCUACAUCACGACCCACCGCAGAAGAAGUCCUCAAGCAGUACAAAGAAAUUUUCAACUCUGUCAUUGAUGAUCAAUGAUAAUUUAAAACUGAUACUUAAUGUUGAUUUGAAUCUGUAAGCAGGUGUUUGCCCCAACGGCAAUUACUGUCUUUCACGGGAAAUAUUUAGUUUAAUUUCUGAAUAUUUACUUUCAAGCCUUUUUUUCCCAGCAUAGCAAAAUUCAGUGAGCUGUGUUUGACAUAAAAAAAAAGAAAAUGAUCAGAUAGUUUACAAGAUUACGAAAAACCGACAUGAUACGUAGAAAUACAACCUGUCAACGGACCAGACGAACCACUCAAAAAAAAGGGAAGAACUUGUAAAGAUUCCUUUUCAUAUUUGUUUGCAAUAAACAACACGGCACAUUGCAGCAACUUCUCCACAAAAGGAAUUCGAAAAGGACAAAAGAUCAAGUUGAAUUGUUUUAUUUCACAUUGAUCUGACAUGAUUAGGCAGUCGACAUUUGAACUUAUAAAUUAAUAAAGAAUCUUCAAAGCAAAGAUUAUAAAAAAUA